Bufo gargarizans (Asiatic toad) is the source of this 1368-nucleotide messenger RNA. RefSeq lists its product as uncharacterized. NCBI's taxonomy places the organism in Eukaryota, Metazoa, Chordata, Amphibia, Anura, Bufonidae. The transcript is spliced from 3 exons. The record is from RefSeq and is a predicted model, not a curated record. The coding region runs from base 1 to 1368 and encodes 455 amino acids.
AUGGAUGGACUUUCUAAGGAGAAUGUUGGCGACUUUUCUGCUUGUUAUGUAAAAAUAAUUGACCCUCAAGUCCGUGGCUAUAUAGAGAAGACUUCCUGCUUAUCUGCUCCAAGAUUCAUCCAGUUCUCAUGGACUUUAAAGGAGCUGGACAAAGAGGCCAGAACCUUUUACAGGGAUGUGAUCAUCCGUGUAGAAAACGAUAAAAGCAAUUUAAUUUCCAAUAACACAAUCACACCUCUAGAAAACAAUAAAAUCUUCAUCAUAGCAGCUUAUUAUGAUGGCAGAGAGUCCCGCCGAGUGCGUGUGUUGACCAUUAUCCACGAAGAAGAUGUGAAGGAGCUAUAUUGUUGGUUUUACUGUUUGAAUGACCUUGGAUAUUUCUCCGUAAAAGCAACCAUAGAGAUCCACUCCCAAUGGUUUGGGUUUCCUUAUGGUCCAGCAGAUGUGGUCUGCCCUGAACCUCUGAACUGCUCUUCUCAGCACAUCUCCAUCCAUUGGUCCAACAUAACAAACCCAAGGCAUGUUCCUGUCUUUGAGAUAAAGAACCGCAAUCCCCAGACUUUCUCGGCAAACUUCACAGUGUGUAUCUCUACCAUGUUUGGAAACCAGGACAACAUAUUGCAGUUUAUCCAGGCCAUAGAGAUGUAUCGUCUUCUAGGAGCCCAGAAGGUGGUCAUCUACAAGAAUGGCUGCAGUAAGGCCAUGGGACGAGUCCUUGAUUACUAUGUCUCAAAAGGGGUUAUAGAAAUUGUAUCUUGGCCAAUAGACAAAUUUUUGAGAACUUCUGUUGCCUGGCGCCAAAAUAUGAACCCUGAAAGCCAAAUUGGUUAUUACGGGCAGCUUGCAGCACUGAAUGAUUGUAUGUACAGAAACAUGUACAAAAGUCGAUAUGUCAUCUUCAAUGAUGUGGACGAAAUCAUUUUGCCAAGACAUAACACAACAUGGGAUGAAAUGAUGGAAGUCCUAGAGAAAACCUAUCCAGAUAAGGCUGCAUACCUGGUAGAAAACCAUUACUACCCAAAGAACAUCACUGUGCCUAAUUUUCAGACCGCUUUUCCUAAAAAUGUACCAGGAACCAACAUUCUUCAGCUGAUAUACUAUGAGCCAGAAAUUCCAAAUGGCUUUAACGGCCGCAAGAUGAUAGUCAACCCACGGGAAGUCAUUCAGGUGUUAGUUCACUCUGUAUUAAAAGCUUAUAAAAAAAGAGUUUUUGUUCCCAAUGAUAUCGUAAGCCUGCACCAUGGCCGGUCACCAAAGCAGCCAGAUCUCCCACAGACAUCUCUCAUAAGAGACACGACCAUAUGGAAAUACAAUUCUACUCUUAUUACAAAUGUUAACAAGGUUUUGAGACAACUGAACUAUCACUGA